AUGUCUGUGCUUCAGUUUGCCAUUAAAGAUGUCAACAACCUUCACAAAGAAAAAUUAGCUGUAAAACAGGCAUUUAUAUCAGAUGACGUUGACGUCACAUGUUUGGGAUCGCUGGCACGUUACAUACAAUCUCAAGAACUUAAACACCUGACAGAAAAACAGACAGCUUUGUUCACUUCACAAAUACUUGAAGGUUUAGACUAUCUUCACAGGCACAAAAUUAUACACAGAGAUAUCAAAGCUUCAAACAUAUUGAUGAAAACAGAUUUUGAAGUACAAAUAUCAGAUUUUGGAGUGGCGAAGAUUUUAAACACAUUUUCCAAAUCACAUACAAAAGGAACUGGAACAUGUCAUUGGAUGGCACCAGAAAUACUUCAAGAAGUUCCAUAUGACAGUAAAGUAGAUAUAUGGAGUCUGGGUUGUACGGUGUAUCAGAUGAUUACAGGGAAGCAACCUUUUAGUGAGCUAACUGAGCAGCAGAUGAUUGUAAGAGCACUUAAAAAUGAGCUUCAGUUGUCUUCUCCUGAACAAAUAUCCCUUAAACUCAAAGACAUUCUACGUCUGAUGUGCAUGAAAAAUCCAACAGAAAGACCGAAUGCAUCCGAGUUAAUGAACCACACAUUUAUCACGGGGAAAAACUAA
Molecule: messenger RNA, 642 nt
Organism: Physella acuta
Lineage: Eukaryota; Metazoa; Mollusca; Gastropoda; Physidae
Product: serine/threonine-protein kinase cst-1-like
Biological process (GO): protein phosphorylation
Molecular function (GO): ATP binding; protein kinase activity
Source: RefSeq, a predicted model, not a curated record